AGUACUUAUAUCCAUGUGCAGCGCAACUACCGUUACUUCUUUAUGUUUGUUUCUUCUUCUGCCAUGCUGUGCAUCUUCAUAUUUGCAAUGUCGGCUUGGUAUAUAAAAUUUCUUAUGGAUGAUCAUGGAAGUGUCUGGAAAGCAAUGAAAGAGUCUCCUGCAUCGGUUAUACUAAUGGCCUACUGCUUUGUUUUCUUUUGGUUCGUUGGAGGUCUCACUUGCUUCCAUUUAUAUCUUAUAGGCACAAACCAGACCACAUAUGAGAACUUUCGAAAUAGUGGAGCACGUCUUGUUUAUGACCAUGGUUGCUUGAAGAACUUCACUGAAAUAUUUUGCACGAGGAUAAAACCUUCAAGAAACAAUUUCCGUGCAUAUGUUGCAGAAAAUGCACGAAGGCUUGCCAGGGCCACAACUCGAGAAGUGGAGAUAAAUGAUUCAGAUGGGGGCCAAAGAGAAAAGGUUGAAAAUGACCAAGAAAUUGAUGGUGAUCUCCUCAAGAUAUCCCAACGCCGUGAGAUUGAGAACUAAGUUAGGGGAUUGAACAAAAACUACAUUGUUCCAGUUGUAGGGUAUUGAUUUUACUUGUUUAUAAUGAGCAAUUUUUGUUACCACCAAAUACGCCUUUCUGGGUUAUUACCGAGGUUAUGCCCACAAGGUUUCUGUAAUUUUCAUUUAUAUAUCACCUCAAAAGGGUUUAGUUGUUUUAUGGAGGCACCCAAGAAAGCAAGAGAGACUAUGGCAGUAUCAAAGAAAGAAUAGGUUUGCUUCUCUCUGUAAGACUAGGGUCUGGGUUGUAUGGAUUUUCAGUCAUUGCAGCACUUGUUUGCCCUUGUC
Molecule: messenger RNA, 834 nt
Organism: Carica papaya (papaya)
Lineage: Eukaryota; Viridiplantae; Streptophyta; Magnoliopsida; Brassicales; Caricaceae
Source: RefSeq, a predicted model, not a curated record